AUGAGAUUACUAUCACAAAUAUUUCAACCGGUCAUUACAAUACCGAAAGGGGCUAAGAUUAAAAACACUGAAAUUACUUGUAAAAGCCAAAAGCUUCUUCUAGAAUGUGGGCUUGUUCGUCCAACAAGUGCUGGAUUCUUCACCAUCUUACCCCUUGCAAGACGGGCUGUAACAAAACUUGAAAACAUAAUUACUACCUGCUUAGACAAUAUUGGAGCUCAGAAAAUAAGUCUUCCAUGUUUGACAAGCGCUAAACUAUGGAAAGCUAGCGGCAGGUUGGAGGACGUCGGGCCUGAGUUAAUUAACAUUGAGGAUAGACAUGGAAAAAACUAUAUAUUAGCACCAACACAUGAAGAAGCGAUUGCUGAUCUGCUGGCUGAUCUUGGUUCACUAACGUAUAAACAGCUACCAUUUAUACUAUACCAGACUGGCAACAAGUACCGCGACGAACACAGACCAAAGCACGGACUUUUACGUGCGAGAGAAUUUAAUAUGUUAGAUUCAUACAGCAUCCAUGCUUCCAACUCUUGCGCAGCUCAAACUUAUGACGUUGUUACACAGGCUUAUAACAAAAUAUUUAGGAUUAUAGAUUUACCUGUGAGUCGGGUGAAAGCCCCGUCAGGGAAUAUGGGUGGUAGUCUGUCCCAUGAAUGGCAGUUGCCGGCCCCCGCUGGUGAGGAUAGUAUAUCUGUCUGUACGGCUUGUUCUCAUACAACCCUAGAAGGAGACGCUUGCGAAAAAUGUGGAGGGAAAGUGGAAAAAAUUAAUAGUAUUGAGGUAGGCCAUACUUUUAUAUUAGGCACAAAAUACAGCGAGCCGCUAAAAGCUAACUUCGUUGCCCCGGACUCGUCCGGGCCAGUACAUAUGGGGUGUUAUGGGAUUGGAAUAACUAGAUUACUAGCAGCCAGUAUAGAAGCCUUAUCAAGUGAUACGUGUAUUCGAUGGCCGAAAGCCAUAGCGCCCUACUCAGCCAUUAUUAUAGGACCAAAGGAGGGUUCCAAGGAGUGGUCUGGGCAUGACUUCUCAAAAGUGCAAUCUAUAGCGGAAACGCUGGAACAAAAUGGAUUGAAGGACGACGUUCUAAUAGAUGAUCGACACGGACUUACUAUUGGGAAAAGAAUGAUGUUAGCUGGCAGAAUGGGAUACCCUUACAUUAUAGUGUGUGGAAAAUCUACCCUACAGACACCCCCUCGAUAUGAAGUACACGGCGGUGGACCACCACGUAUGGUCACCAUAAACGAACUUCUAACUAUUAUAAAUACAGAUAAAAUGAAGAAAAUUAAUGUAGAGUAUACUGAAAAUGUG
Molecule: messenger RNA, 1305 nt
Organism: Brenthis ino (lesser marbled fritillary)
Lineage: Eukaryota; Metazoa; Arthropoda; Insecta; Lepidoptera; Nymphalidae
Source: the annotation of a GenBank genome assembly